This is a messenger RNA of Cydia amplana, 784 nucleotides long. RefSeq lists its product as uncharacterized. The transcript has 5 exons. The record is from RefSeq and is a predicted model, not a curated record. Bases 63 to 761 code for a protein of 232 amino acids. Lineage: Eukaryota; Metazoa; Arthropoda; Insecta; Lepidoptera; Tortricidae.
GUCAGCGCACGUCAUGGUUCAGGUGCCAGCGCGCGCGCAUCGCACGCUGCAGUCAGUGCAUUAUGGCCGCGCGCGCCGUUCUCGCGCUUGCCGCGCUCGCUGUACUCGCGACUGCGCAGCCAACAUACGUGUACGUCCGAGAAGACCCAAACGUCAAUGACGUUGACGAUGUCGAAGUCGACGUCGAGCAACGUCAAACGACGCAGCUUCGUGACGAACUUCGCUCCGCCAGGGAAGAUGCUCUGCUGCUGUACACGGAAUAUUCGGCGAAGGUUGGAAAGGAUAUGAAGACUUUUAUCAAGGAGAUGGUGGACUUGAAGGAAGAGACGAAGAAAGGGGUGGAAGAGACGCUGAGGAACGCUCCCGAACAUUGCUCGUCAAAAUUCGACCUGAGCGUAGCAGAGGCGGUGCGUGACGCGCGACGCGCCGCCACCUUCAGUGCCGAGAACCAUCAUAAGUUCCUGCUAGGACACAUGGUAGUGUUCCGAAUGCAUCUCAACAAGAGUGACGAUUAUAUCCAGAAAUGUGACAAGAUGUUUUUAGACUGCGGAUUGGCAUGUGAGACGAUGCCACGCAUGAAACGCUGGCGCAGCCUAGCCCAGCAAGAGAUCAACCGCGUCCGCGACGACAUCCUUCACUCGCGCCACGCGUACAAGGACCUAGUUGCGCAUGCGACGCGGAAACUGAACCACGUGCGUAAGCACACCCGUGCUAGAGCCGACAAAGCUGGUGACGAGCUGGAAAAGUGUAUUAAAUCGUAAUAUGUCUUAUGCGAAGAACCUUA